Trichosurus vulpecula (common brushtail) is the source of this 8621-nucleotide messenger RNA. RefSeq names its product golgin A3 (gene GOLGA3). Bases 277 to 4818 code for a protein of 1513 amino acids. The transcript is spliced from 24 exons. Lineage: Eukaryota; Metazoa; Chordata; Mammalia; Diprotodontia; Phalangeridae. The record is from RefSeq and is a predicted model, not a curated record.
GGCCCGCCCCUCUCGCCCCGCCCGCGACAGAGCCACGUCUCGGCCAGAGGAGCCGCAGGAGCCGCAGGAGCCGCAGCUGCCGCCACUGCCAGGGGCUGCCUCUGUCACUUCCUGGGCUCCCAGCUUCUGACCGACACCAGCUAGCAAAUGGAAACCUUAGCACUGCGUCUCUGAGUGGGUUUUGACUAUCGCUGAUGGAGGGGGAAAAGCAGGACUGGCUAGUGGCUCACUUAUAAGCUCCUGUCAGCAUCACCACCAGCUGGGGUCAAAGCUGCCAUGGACUCGUCCCUCGCUGAGCAAGGUGGCCUGCUGGAGAGCAGAUCUAGCAAUGGCAUCCCCGACCACUCUGGGACCCUCGUGGAUCACAAGGGCAAACUGAAUCGGACCGAUAGUGGGGAAAUUCACUGUGCCAGUAUUAAUGUUAACCAAGUGUCAAAUGAAGGAGGAAACAUGGAGGAACCCAGCAAAGGGGACGUCUGUCAGAAUGGACCCACAACCCAUUUCCCUGAUCCUCCAUUGUCUCUUGAUCCCACCACCAGACCAUUUGGUCCUGAUCCAUCUCCAGGUGUGGCUGGUUUCCAUGACAACCUAAGGAAGUCUCAGGGAUCUAGUGCUGAGGGCGUAGUUCUUAGAAAAGAAGCUUUGCAGUCUCUCAAACUCAGUCUUCCUAUGCAAGAAACUCAUUUGUGUUCAACUGAAUCUUCACUUCCCUUGGAAAAAGAAGAACAGAUCCGACUUCAAGCUCGAAGACGACUAGAAGAACAGCUCAAACAGUAUCGAGUGAAAAGACAUCAGGAGAGAUCUAAUCAGCCUGCAUCAAAAAACCGACCUACCAGUACCCUGGACCCUGAGCUCAUGUUGAACCCAGAAAUCUUACCGAGAGCCAGCCCAGUAGCAAUGACAAAAGAAUAUUCCUUCCUCCGGACCAGUGUCCCUCGGGGACCUAAAGUAGGCAGUUUAGGACUUCCAGCACAUACAAAGGAGAAAAAAAGUUCCAAAUCAAGCAGAAUCCGGUCUCUGGCAGAUUACAGAACUGAAGAUUCAGACUCUGGAAUUUCUAGUGCAAACUUCCUGGCUCCCGACUCUGCCAGGGGCUCCCUGCAUCAGAACAGAAGCAGUUUGACAUCAGUGGUAUCUGAGAUCAGCCUGACUCCUGAAACAGAUGACCGGCUGGAGAAUUCUUCGGUGGCAGGAGACAGCGUCUCCGAACUGGACGGAAGUGAAGGGGGCAUGAAGCUGGACGGCAAUGAUAGUGACAGCUCAUCUUAUAGCAGCAUCUCUGGCAGAGGAGCAUAUGGAGUAUUGGGUACGGCGGGCAAGCAGGCAGCUUCCUACCUGGUCAAUGGCCAGGAGAUCAGUUCCGAUGCGAUGGGGCAGUUUCCUUCCAUUAGAGAUGUCCUCCAGGCUGCCGCAGCCGAGCACCACACCCCAGAACCAGAUGUCAAUGGGGAUGUGCAGAGUCGCAGAGAUAGCAUUUCCAGCAGCAUAUCCAUGGAGAGCUCUAUUGCUGGAACUCAUGAUGAAAUGCUGCAGGUUCUUAAAGAAAAAAUGAGGCUUGAAGGGCAGCUGGAGGCCUUGUCUUUAGAGGCUAGUCAGGCCCUUAAAGAGAAGACCGAGCUGCAAGCCCAGCUUGCAGCCUUGGACACCAAGCUUCAGGCCCAGAUGGAGCAGAGCCGAAGCAGCCAGCAGAAACAGGACUCACUGAGUUCUGAAGUGGAUACUUUGAAGCAGUCCUGCUGGGAUCUGGAACGGGCCAUGACUGACCUGCAGAACACCCUCGAGGCGAAAAACGCCAGUCUGGCUUCCUCCAACAACGACCUGCAGGUGGCUGAGGAACAGUACCAGAGGCUCAUGGGAAAAGUGGAGGACAUGCAGAAGAGCAUCCUGAGCAAAGAUAACACAGUGCAUGACCUUCGGCAGCAGAUGACGGCCUUACAGAGCCAACUACAGCAGGUUCAGCUGGAGCGCAGCACGCUGACAAGCAGGCUCCAGGCCUCCCAGACUGAGAUCACGUCACUGCAGAAGGUCCGGCAGUGGUACCAGCAGCAGCUGGCCCUGGCCCAGGAGGCCCGGGUCAGGCUGCAGAGCGAAAUGGCCCACAUCCAGGUCGGGCAGAUGACCCAGGCAGGCAUUCUAGAGCACCUUAAACUUGAGAAUGUGUCAUUGUCCCAUCAACUGACAGAGACUCAACAGAGGUCCAUCAAGGAAAAGGAACGUAUUGCUGUCCAGCUACAGAACAUAGAGGCAGACAUGCUGGACCAGGAAGCGGCAUUUAUUCAGAUCCAAGAAGCCAAGUCCCUGGUGGAAGAAGACUUACAGAGGAAGCUGGAGGAGUUUGAGGAUGAGAAGGAACAUUUACAGAAAAUGGCUGAUUCUGCCACAUCCUUGGAGCAACAGCUCCAGCAGGUAAAGCUGACUCUGCAUCAGCGAGACUUGCAGCUGGAUGCCCUGCAGCAGGAGCACCUGGACCUCAUGAAGCAGCUCACCCUGAGUCAAGAGACUCUGCACACCCGCGAGCAGGCCCUCAGCGAGCUGCAGACCCGCCACGAGGAGCUGCAGGCCCGGCUGGAGGAGCUCCAGGGAGACGCGGCCACCAAAGACGACACGCUCCAGUCUCUGCAGAACGAGAAGAUCGUCCUGGAGGUGGCUCUACAGGCGGCCCGGGCGGGCAAGGAGGAGUUUGACCGUGGUGCCCAGCAGCUCGAGGAGGAUGCAGAUGCCACCUCGGAGCUCUUGGAGCAGCUGAGGCAGGAGAUAGCUGUCAAGUGCAGCCAGGUGGAAAACCUGCAGCAAGAAAGCAUCGCUCUGAAAAAACAGACUCAGAAAGUGAAGGAGCAGUUUCUUCAACAAAAGGUGAUGGUGGAAGCGUACCGGAGGGAUGCAAGUUCCAAGGACCAGCUGAUCAGCGAACUGAAAGCCACCAAAAAAAGGCUGGACUCAGAGAUGAGAAAUCUGAGGCAGGAAUUAAUCAAGCUUCAGGGUGAAAAGAAGUCAGUGGAAGUGGAGCAUUCCAGGUUACAGAAGGAAGUGUCUCAAGUUCAGCAGCAAAUGUCCGACCUCGAAGGACAGCUCCAGCUGGUGCAGAGAGAACGAGACGAAAUGGAGACACAGUUACAGUCUUUGCAGUUUGAUAGAGAACAAAUGGCGUCUCUUACAGAGGUGAAUGAUGCAUUGAAGCAACAAGUAGAACAGAUGCAGCUAGAAGCCAGAAAAGCCAUUACAGAACAAAAGCAGAAGAUGAAGCGAUUGGGUUCAGAUCUGACCAGCGCCCAGAAAGAGAUGAAGGCCAAGCACAAAGCCUAUGAGAACGCAGUGGGCAUCCUGAGCCGCCGCCUCCAGGAAGCCCUCACUGCCAAAGAAUCUUCAGAGGCAGAAUUAACCAAACUCAGAGCCCAGGUCACAGAUGGAGGAAACAACCAAGCUCUAAAUGAACAAAUCCAAGUCCUGGAGCUGGAGCUCCAGACCGUCGGUCAUAGCAAGAUGGUGCUGGAGAAGGAGCUCCAGGAAAUCAUCUCCCUGACCAGCCAGGAGUUGGAAGAGUACAGGGAAAAAGUCAUCGAGCUGGAGGAUGAGCUCCAAGAAUCCAGAGGUUUUAGGAGGAAGAUAAAACGUCUUGAAGAGUUAAAUAAGAAGUUGGCUCUUGAAUUAGAACACGAGCGGGGAAAACUGACGGGUCUGGGACAGUCCAACGCAGCCCUACGGGAGCACAACAGUAUCCUAGAAACGGCGUUAGCCAAGAGGGAGGCAGAUUUAGUGCAGCUGAACCUGCAGGUCCAGGCAGUUCUACAGCGCAAAGAGGAGGAAGAUCAGCAGAUGAAACAACUCGUUCAGACCUUACAGACGGCGCUGGAGAAGGAGAAGGCCAAAGUUCGAAGCCUCAAGGAGCAGGUGGCUGCAGCUAAGGCUGAUGCUGGACACAACCGCCGUCAUUUCCGAGCUGCGGCCUUGGAGCUGUGCGAGGUGAAGAAGGAGCUGCAGGCCAAGGAACAGCUGGUCCAGAAGCUCCAAGCAGAAGCAGACAAUCUGCAGGCGCAGGAGGGAAAACACUGCCAGGAAGUGUCCCAGUUCCAGCAGGAGUUGGCAGAAGCUCGGGCUCAGCUGCAGCUUCUGCAGAAGCAGCUGGAUGAACAACUGGACAAACAGCCUGUUGAAAACCAAGAGGUUGAAGAUCUCAAAUGGGAGAUAAGUCAGAAAGAGAGAGAAAUCCAGACCCUGAAGCAGCAGCUGGAUCUGAAUGAGCAGCACAGUCAAAAGGAAUUGGAAGCAAUCCAGCUGGCGCUGCAGAAUAUCAAAACUGAGCUGGACAUGGCACGGGAAGAUCUUUCGAUGACCCAGAAAGAUAAAUUCACCCUUCAGGCUAAGGUGACAGAGCUGAAGAACAGCAUGAAGACUCUGCUCCAGCAAAACCAGCAACUGAAGUUGGACCUGAAGCAUGGCAAAAUGAAGAAGAGGAAGGAACUGAAGGGAGAGACCAAUUCCAACCCUGUGACUCCCGUUAAAAUUCCGGACUGCCCUGUCCCUGCCUCCCUCCUCGAGGAGCUGCUCAGGCCCCCACCAACUGUGAGCAAGGAGCCCCUCAAGAAUCUGAACAGCUGUCUCCAGCAGCUGAAGCAAGAAAUGGAUAGUCUUCAGCGCCAAAUGGAAGAACACACGAUCACAGUACAUGAAUCAAUGUCUUCAUGGACUCAGAUGGAGGGCCACUUAAUGGACCUCUCGGUUACCUGCCCUCCUGCUGCCUCUAGGGAACUCGAAAACUCCAGCAUUGACCGAAAGGAACAGAGCCACCCUGCCCACACCCAGCAAGUAUUGGAACAAUGACCCCAAGCUGCCGCCUGGGUCUCUUCUUGUCUCUAAAUGUGUGAAGGAUUAUUGUUUUAUCACCCUUAUUUAUUUGACUGUGUACUUGAUGUUUUCAUAUGAGUUGCCGUUUUGAGUUCUCCUUUUGCCUAUGAGGGUACAAGAGAGUGAUGGCAAAGGACCAGAGAAGUGACCUGUUCAUGGGCCAUGCUUAAUUCACAAUUCUGUGACUGAUCCUGCUUCCUACCAAAGUAACUCAGUCUCAGAUGGGGUCUUGUCUCUGAUAUUUCUGGAUGGGAGUCUGGGUCGGUUUUGAGGAAUGGUAUGUCAGGACAGAAUUCUGAGAGAUCCUCUUGGUAACCCUGUCAAGGAGAUUUCAGAAUCAUUGCCAUCAGUGGACAUCUGGCCUGGGGAGUUCUUGCUCCUUGUCUCACUUUCCUUCUCAGCUCAGUGGGAAGCUUUAUUUCCCUGCAGAGAAGAAAACACUUAUUUUGCACCUUUUACUUUAUUUUUAAAUAAUACAUCCUAUAGUUGGAUGUCUAUAAAUAGUAAAAAAAAAAUCAUAUAAUUGUUACAAAAUACCCUUAUAUAAUUUAAAAAUUACUUGUAUUGUCUUUUCUGUUCUUCUGUCUCGUUAUCGUGUUUAAGUCUGCUGGUAUAAAAUCUUGUAUAUAGAGUACUUAGGGAAGCUGACCAGUACAGGUAAGGCUUUUAGAAAAAUAAUUAUUUUAUUUACUAUACCUUUCAAACACAAAAAUGCCUAUAUGAAAGGGUUUGGGGAUUUUUUUUUCAUCACCUUUCUUUCUUGGCUGUUUUUGCAAAGUGCACAGAGCUUCGCUUUCAGUGGGAGCAGCCUCCCUCACCCUGGCUGAAGCACUGCAAUUCCUAAGUGGGGGUUGGGGGACCUGUCACCAGUGGGUCCAGAAGGACCUGAGGUCCCACCGAAGCAGAGGAAAAAGAGGGGAAUUGGAAGGAUGAGGGAGUGCGUAGGAGGGAGAGAUGGAAAAAGAUUGGUGAUGGGUAGAGUUUGGCUAGCCUCUGGCUUAGGUUCCUGGAUCCAUCUGCCCCGGCAGGCCGGUCAGAGGUGGGGCUCUGACAGCCUGAGGAUUAGACCUGAAACUGACAUCAGGUGAGAGUCACCCCAGCCACCUGAAGCCAGUGUAGCCAUUGAGAGAAGCACUCCCUGCAGACUGGACUUUACGAGCAUGUUAGCUAGAUUUACAAAAAAAAAAAAAAAAAAAGGUUCCCUUAGUCUCUUUCCUGCUCAGGAAUCAUUGUUUCUGAUGCAGAUGAGUGGAAAAAAUUAAGACACCAGUAUCAGCGCAGACUUCUGGUCGUCUUCUUUUUCCUGGGUGCUCUUGAAACCUAGAAUACCUUGAUUUACAAAUCAGGCUCCCUGGAUAGGCCAUGCUUCAACUCCUCACAUCAUUCUACCCAAAUUAAACACCAUCAGAAUGACGGAUCAGGAGGCUCGCAGUUUGUGAACUUUGGGUUUUGUUUUGUUUAAUUUGCAAAGAAAAAUUUAGGAAAAAAAAAAUCAGAGUAAGUAGUGGGAGAUUUUUGUGUUUGUAAGCUUUAGGGGAGGGAGGGAAUAAUCCAUGAAUGGGGCUCACAAAUGCCCAUUCUGCAGAAUAACUGGCCUGAAAAUGAUGUUAUGAAGUGUUGCUGAUCAGUCCAGGUAUGCUUAUGUUUGCUCUAUAUGUGACAGAAGCUUAAUUAUUCUCAGUAAUGGAGAAAACAGUAUGGUAUUCUUAAGCUGUUCCUUGUGUUCUUAAAACCGCCUCUUAAACUACAUUGCAAGAGGAAAGAAAAAUACCCUAUUGUUAGUUGAUAAGGUUAAAAUAACAUUAAUGUUAAAUACACUUAGUGAUGCUAAAAAAAUACUCCCGUGAAGUGUUGCCGUUUCUAAAGAAUCGUCAUUUGUGCAGGGGCGAUCCUUGCUGCCAUACUGGAACAUCAUCCUCCCCAACAGGUGCAGGCACAGCGCCCCCCCUUGCUAGUCCUGUGCAAUGCUGGGACGUGCCUCAUCUUUUCACACUUGUCUCCCCCCAGCAGCGUGUGGGGCGCUCCCUAGCAAGGCACGUCCAGGGUUCACUUUUCCACAAAGGAAGAGAAGCUUGUUUAGUUGUCAGGUGAAGUUAGACUUCAUUUGUUUUAUUUCACCUUUUUCUUUUCUUUCCGUUCUUGGUUACUUCUCACAUUCAUUCCUUCUCUCACUCCCACUCCUGCCCUGAGAAACACAGUGAUUUUUUGACUCCCUUUGCAACAUGCUUGUCCCAAAGCCCCAGCCAGCCCCCCUCCCUUCUGGCUCAGAGAAUUCACAGGAUCAAGUGUUUUCGCUCUGAACGUGAUUCUCUAGGCUUGGGGCCUGCUGUGGGUGGGUGGGGGGUGAGAGGUAAGGGUGGCUCAAGACUGUGCUUGGCUUCCCUUUCUUUCCUACCCUCCCAGCUGCUGGAUGUCAGCCCCUUAUUUUCCCCUUUCCCUUUCUCUCCCUGGUACCUAGGACGUCCUAGGCCAGGGAAAUAAACCUGAGGCCUCUCAGUGUCCACAUAGACACUGCCAUUAGGCUUCCCCAAGAAGUCACUUUAAAGAGGAAAACCAGUGCCUCCAUAACCUACAAGAUAAUCUCCAAGUUGCCUACUUUGGAUUCGCCGAGGGUUUCUUUGCCUGCAAGGGACUCUGCUUCCUGUAGCUGUCUCACUGUCCUACCUCCCCCAGCCAGGGCCUAGUGAAGAAAGGGCUCAUAAUCUGCUGUUUCUUCAGAACCAUAGUUUUGAAAUUGACUCCUGAGUCAACACACGGAAAGAAAGCAGGGAUGAUUCCUUUAUAUAGCAGACUAGACUUGCACCACACUUGUAGAUGUCAAUAAUGAACGUGGUGUUCAGUACUGAAGGGAAAGUUCAUACUCCGUGAAGUCGUUACUUAGUCUUCCAGUUUGUUCCAAGGUGUUUUGUGCAACCUGGUUGUCAUUCCUUCUUUGGUACACAACAUCUCCAAGAAAUACUGUGGAUCUUAUAGAUUCAUAAAGCCGUUCUUCCCUCUGGAGGGCGUGACAGCUGAUUUUUAUCUUGUCAUAGGAUGUGAGAGUGGCUGUUACUAUGGUUGGUACAGAUUUAGGUCCAAAUUGUAAAGAGGUCCCCAAGAGAGAUGCCCCAAGGUGCGUACUGAUAGGUAUAGCUGAGCAGUGCUUUGUGAACUUACCAUGUUGUUCACCUGACAGUGUCCAUUUUCCUUACAGGUGAAGUUUCCCUGUAAAAGCAAUAGCAAAUCAAAUUAUAGACCUAUAGAUCUUCCAUGGAUAUAUAUGGACACUUUCAUGAGUGCUAAAAAACGUCUUGAAUAGAUGUCAUGGGAUGAAACCAUCCAGUUAUUAAAAAGAGAUGGCCUGGAUGCUCACUUUAACCAGAGCCCGUGUGGCGUGGAAUUGGGUGUAGACCCAAGGGUCUCAUGCCUUCCUUACCCAAGACAGGUUUGUGAGUAGAGGUAUCAGAAGCACUUUGUUAUACCGUGGUCUCACCUCAACUGUGGUCCCUGUUGUAUGGGCCCAAAGAUACCAAUGCAGGGAGGCUUUAGUACUCUGAAUGGUUUUCAGUUAUCUAAUCAAAUGUUCAUUAGCUAAUCAAAAUAAGCUUCACAUACAUGCAAAAAAAAUAUUCAUACAAAUUUAUUCAAAUGUGUUCAUCAGGUUGGGGCUCUUUUGGUGGAAUAAUUUGAGGAAAAUGUGACACCAUGUACAAUGAAUCUUAUACAGCAUGUUAAUUAAAAAAAGGUUUAAGUGUGCAUAGGAAUUCCUAAGUUUUGUGCAAUAAAAUAUUUUUGGUAAA